AUGGAGUCGUGGGCGUUGUUCUCCCUACCUCUGAUCCUGGCUUUGCUCUGCUCGAUCGGUUCGUGCAACGCCUCGGAGGGUAUAAUAGGUAGCCGAGAAACGUGCGACGUCGAGGGAGAAGAUUUCACCGUCGACAAGAUCCCGAACACCAAGUGUUUCAACUGCAUAUGCAAGAACGGUUUCGUCGAGUGCCGAAAGCAGCACGAGUGUCCCAGCAUCGAAGGCUGUUACACGUUGCUGGAGCCACGGGAGGAAGAGUGCUGUCACAGGUGUAAAGGGUGUACAAGAAACGGGGUGUACCAUGAGUCCGAGACCGAGUGGACGGAGGGAAAUGACCCGUGUAAAGUAUUCACCUGCAAGGCUGGGGUUAUCACCGAAUCACGAUUGCACUGUUACACGCCUUGCUCGAAACCGAUUCCUGCCCCACCGGGUCAAUGCUGUCCCGUAUGCGCGGGAUGCCACGUGAACGGACAAAUGGUGACGGCGGACAGAACCGUGACGACUACCGAGGAUCCAUGCGUGACCUGCAGAUGCAACGCGGGACGAUUGAUCUGCGCGAAACAAGCCUGUCCGGUGCUGCACUGCCCGUCUUCGAGAAUAAUUCACGAUUCUGGCGAGUGUUGUCCCCGGUGCAAAGGUAGCGGGCGAUACCUGUCACCGCCGAAAGGCGCGUGCAUGCUCGGCACGAUGAUCUACAAUUCGGGGAAGCAGUUCUACGCGGACCAAUGCACGCGAUGCAGCUGCUCUAAUUCGGCUGUGAGCUGCGUCCGAGAGACCUGCCCGGUCCACGACUGUCCGAACGAGCAUCAGAUCGUUCUACCGGGUCGUUGUUGUCCCCAGUGUCCCGAGAUCGAGGAGGUUCGACCAUCGUGCUCGUACGCCGGCAAAACAUACGGGGAUGGUGAAACUUGGAAGCUUGACUCGUGCAAGGCAUGCGCUUGCACUCAGGGCAAGGUGCGCUGCGUGAUGCCGAUGUGCCCGUCAUUGAAUCUACCCUGCCCGCCGAAUUCGAGGUUGGAACACCCGGAGGGCCAGUGUUGUCCACGCUGCGUCGAAAGCGACGGUGUCUGCACCGUGUUCGGCGAUCCCCAUUAUCGCACGUUCGACGGGAAGUUUUACAGCUUCAAGGGAGCUUGCAAGUACCAGUUGGCCAGCGAUUGCGCGGGUCACACGUUCAGCGUGAGGGUGACCAACGACGCCAAAUCGACCAAGUUCUCCGCGUGGACCAAAACGAUCGCCGUGAAGGUCGGCGAUCUGAAGGUGAAUCUCGGUCAAAAGAUGCGAGUCAAGGUGAACGGGAAGAAGGUCGAGGUGCCGUACCGGGUGCCGAACCGAUUGGAGGUGAACCGAACGUCGGACAGCGUGAUCGUGAGCACGCAGAUCGGCAUCAAGGUUCUAUGGGACGGCAUCAGUUUUCUCGAGGUGUCCGCCCCGACUUCGUACAGAGGACGGCUCUGCGGUCUUUGCGGAAACUUCAAUUCCCUCCCGAAGGACGAUUUUACGAAUCGCAGGGGCAGACUGUUGCAGGAUCCGCAACCGUUCGGUCAGUCCUGGGCGGUUGGAGCGAAAAGAAGUUGCGUCAGACCUAAACCGGCGGCUAAUCUCGACCGUGAGAGACGUUGCAGAGGACGAAAGGAUCACCGGUUGUGCAAUCGGUUGCGAUCCCAGAUUUUCGACGCGUGCCACAAGAAGGUGAACCCGACGAUGUACUACAAGGCUUGCCUGCAGGACAUGUGCGAGUGCCCUACCGAGAAUUGCUACUGCGAAUCGUUCACCGCGUACGCGCACGAGUGCAAGAGACUCGGGAUUCAGUUGUCGCAUUGGCGAAAAUCGACCAGGUGUCGAACCGGUUGGGAUCAGACAGCCGCCGCUGUCGCCGUAGGUUCGACGGUGCUCGGCUCGCGUUUCCCUUGAUUCUCGUCGUUCGAAUCGGGACUGGGUUGGUCGUGGUCGCUCUGCCGUCACAUGGCCAACUCUAGUACAGUUCCAGAACAUGUGAUGUGGUAACACUGUAUAUGUCGCUUUUAUAAGCAUAUUUAAUAAGGGCCAGUUGACUCAUUCACAUGUAAAUUUACCUAGCAGGUACUACAACAUGCGACCAAUAUCUCCUUAAAGGCCCAUUAUACCCAUCCGUGCCGUGUCCGUCGCCAUCCGUGGCACCGACAGUCCGAGCGCCCGGAUCGAACACGGA
Dufourea novaeangliae is the source of this 2191-nucleotide messenger RNA. RefSeq names its product BMP-binding endothelial regulator protein (gene cv-2). Gene Ontology annotation, molecular function: protein binding. Lineage: Eukaryota; Metazoa; Arthropoda; Insecta; Hymenoptera; Halictidae. The coding region runs from base 1 to 1914 and encodes 637 amino acids. The record is from RefSeq and is a predicted model, not a curated record. The transcript is spliced from 10 exons.